Molecule: messenger RNA, 1716 nt
Organism: Astyanax mexicanus (Mexican tetra)
Lineage: Eukaryota; Metazoa; Chordata; Actinopteri; Characiformes; Acestrorhamphidae
Gene: tafa5l
Product: TAFA chemokine like family member 5, like
Exons: 6
Coding region: 844-1242 (132 amino acids)
Source: RefSeq, a predicted model, not a curated record
UGAGAGAGAGAGAGAGAGAGAGAGAGAGAGAGAGGGAGAGGGAGAGAGAGAGAGAGAAGAAGCAGCAGUCGUGCUUUUUGCUGCUAUUCUCACGGUAGUGCUGUAACUGGCAGGAGGAGCUGUCCGCGCGCCGUGGUGCUGAAACCGAAAUCCAACGCGUUUUUAAAAGCAAGGGUGAACAAACACCUCUUCAUCGUCAAUAUGAGACGAACAGAACGCCACUUAUUGAAGGAAACGGAAUAAAAACAAGCUCCUUUUUUAUCAGUUUCAUCCCAAGCUUUCUUUCCGUGCAUUCCGAAGCAUUUUGGUUGAAUACUGUAGUGGAUAACCCUGCAGGACCACAGUGCAAGGUGGUGUUUUUUCCAGCUUUACCAGCUUUUCUUUUUGGUAUCAUUCCUGAUGGUGCCAUUCCAUACAACUGUUCCAUAUUCAGUACUCAGCUCUGGUGGUGGUGGUCUUCUUAUUUGUCCUUUUCUUUUGCAUCAUUUUCAUUGGGUUCAAUGGAAAAAUGACUAGGGGUUGAGAAGUUAAAAAAUAAAAUAAAAAAUGUUAAAUAAGGAGGAUAACAUCACUACAACUACUGCGUGACCCAGAUAACGCCACGUAAGGUUACGAGCACACGUUUAACCCUUCUCUGCCACCUUGUGCCCCCUGGAAAUCCUUGGUAACCCCUUGGAAACCACUGGAAACCCUUGGAAACCACUGGAAACCCUUGGAAACCCCUGGAAACCUACCCAUGGAAGAAGCGGCAGCUGCAGCAUCCGCAGCAUCAGCAGCUUCAGCAGCCGCAGCCUCAGCAUCCCGCAUGCGGGGAGCUCGUUAGUGCGCGGGACCGGCCGCAGGAUGCAGUCGGGGACGCGGGCAGUCUGCGCCGGAGGUGGCGCCUCGCUCUGUUGCCUGCUCCUGCUCUGGCUCAUCUACACUCACCUGCUCAGAGAAGGUCAGCUGGCGGUUGGCACGUGUGAGAUUGUGAUGUUGAACAGAGACAGCAGUCAGCCUAAGCGCACCAUCGCCAGGCAGACCGCCCGCUGCGCCUGCCGGAGAGGGCAGAUCGCGGGCACCACGCGGGCGCGGCCGGCAUGUGUGGACGCGAGGAUAGUGAAGAGCAGGCAGUGGUGUGAGAUGACCCCGUGUUCAGAGGGAGAGAUCUGUGGGCUGCUGUUCAACCACUCCGGCUGGACCUGCACUAAAGGAGGAGGACGGAUAAAAACUGUCACGCCAUUGCCAAAGGAGCCAUCUUAAAGGACAUCAGCUGAGAGGAGGUCUAUUGACAUUCAUGGAAACAUUGCAGACCAGAAGUCAUUCAUCAAACCAACACAUCCUCUCAUCCUGGAGCUAAAACAACAACUCAACUCAACUCAACUCCGCACCAAUCAGAAUUACAACCAAUUGCACCAGUUUCAAAUUCAGCCCAACCUCAGCUCAACUUCAACCAACCUCCAACUCCAUCCCCAGCCUCAAACUCCAAACUCCAAACCCCAAACCAAACCAGGAACCAGCAGCACCUUCAGGCGAUUGGUCAUCCUCAGCGAACAGUCGGUGGUCAUCGUUGAGUGAACUGGAAUGAGGUCGUGAUCCAGAACAUCUCCACAAUCCAGAACCUCCACUUGACUUGAGACGCUCUGGAGAUUCGCUUUUGGACUCCAUUCGCCUGGAUUGCAAUUGCAGGACUCGAAACACAAGAAGAAGAAGAAAAAAAGCUCAUCCGAAAAGACU